Rodentolepis nana is the source of this 618-nucleotide messenger RNA. The record is from the annotation of a GenBank genome assembly. NCBI's taxonomy places the organism in Eukaryota, Metazoa, Platyhelminthes, Cestoda, Cyclophyllidea, Hymenolepididae.
GCAGUGUGGGAGCGCUUGUUUGAACUUUCUCUUACCCUUGUGACGCUAAUUUGCGUAAUUAUAAGUCCAAGUUUGACUUGUGGCUUCUCUGUCGCAGUGGUGUUUAAUGUCGGACAUUUUCUGCUUCCUUCUGCUGUAGUUCGAAGCCAAUAUCUCUAUCUCCCCGGUGCUGUGACAGCUGCUUUCGCCGCCUACUUGACGUGGUCUGCCGUUCUUAGCCAGCCUAAAUUUAGCUAUGUCGGAGAGUCCCUUGAGGUCUUGAAUUCUCUCCUGAUUAAGGCCUUCAUUGUAUGGAAAGACAACUUCACUCAACAUAAAGCAGCCAUUUACAGAACUAUGAACUUUUUCCCUUAUGAUAUUGUUGACGCAGUAUCCGCUUUAUUCCUUGUCGUACGAGAUGUCUCAAUUGAGGUCCAGGCUAUUCAAUUCUUCAACAUCCGGCGCAGCAGCAAUGUGAGUCUCUCGCAUCAAUUGGCUCUGAAUCGAACAGGUCUGCUGGCACCUAACGUCUGUCUACCCUCUUUCGUUCGGCGUCCCUCUGCAUUGGAUCACAUCUCCGAUUUUGUUGGAGCUCUCGGCAUCAUUCUAGUUGUCGGUGGGUCCAUAUUCUCCAGGUGA